AUGAGAGUCCAGAAGCGACUAGACGACCCUGAGAUGACUGGACGGGAAGACCUUCUGGCCCAUUUCUGCCGAAUGAGGGACCUCGAAGGCAAGCCAGCUUCUUUCGUUGAAAUCUUGGUGGAGGCGAUGAAUUUAGUUGGGGCGGGAGCAGAUACAACCUCUAUUGGCAUGCGAACCUGCCUCUUUUACAUGGCAACAAAUCCAGAAGUGCAGGCUAAGCUGAGAGAGGAAAUCGACAACUUUUACAAUGUGAAUAAUUUGAAAGCACCUAUGUCUUACCUUGACACCCAAAAGCUGCCCUAUUUGCAAGCAGUCAUCAAGGAAGCCAUCCGACUACUACCGUCCAUCGUCUUUCAGCUCCCACGACACACACCGCCGGACUUCGAGGUCAGGGGUAUCAAGAUCCCGGCGAACACAACGAUUGGUAUUAGCCCUAUAGCUCAAAAUCGUGAUCAGGAAAUAUGGGGUCCAGAUGCAAACGAGUUCCGCCCGAGCCGUUGGCUUGAAAAUGAAGACAAGACGAGAUACUUUGAUCGUAGUACGAUGACGUUUGGCGGUAGCGGACCAAGAGUGUGUAUCGGAAGGAACAUUGCGCUAGUAGAGCUGCACAAGUUCGUGGCCCAGUUCGUGCACAACUUCGACUUUGAGCUUGUUAAUAAGGAUACACCGUGGAGAAUCAAGGCGUAUUGGUUCGCCUAUCAGAGUGAAGUUUUCAUGAACAUAUGCCGACGGAAAUGA
This is a messenger RNA of Colletotrichum fioriniae, 738 nucleotides long. The record is from RefSeq and is a predicted model, not a curated record. Lineage: Eukaryota; Fungi; Ascomycota; Sordariomycetes; Glomerellales; Glomerellaceae.